Molecule: messenger RNA, 1520 nt
Organism: Rhodofomes roseus
Lineage: Eukaryota; Fungi; Basidiomycota; Agaricomycetes; Polyporales; Fomitopsidaceae
Product: Scramblase-domain-containing protein
Exons: 10
Coding region: 35-1234 (399 amino acids)
Biological process (GO): plasma membrane phospholipid scrambling
Cellular component (GO): plasma membrane
Molecular function (GO): phospholipid scramblase activity
Source: RefSeq, a predicted model, not a curated record
AAGCGCGGGGACUCGCCGAUCGAAGACGUCGUGCAUGUGGCUGAGACUCCGAGGGCAUGUACGCCGGCUGCCGCGCGUGCGCGCACUUGAGCUUGCCUCCGCCCCCUACGCUACUCAUGCUAGCUCCUGUACCCCGUACGCUACAAUGACGGCUCUUGCAAGGUCAACGAGUCUGCUGCUCAAUCUGCCUCGAACUCCAUCCGUUUUGCGACCGCUUGUCUCGAGUCGCGCGUACGCCCUCUCCAGGUUUCCCGAACGGGGCACCGGGGCGAGUAGGCAACGCCCUCGAGUUACUCCGCUGCGAGCAUCAUCGUCAAGGGAUCCGAAUGAAUUCAAGGGCUCCUCAUACGAGGACCGGCCCUCGUCAGAGGAGUCCCCUCUCUGGGACGAGAGUCAACGAGGUCCCUUCAGCGAUCCGGAGGACGGGCUGAAGAGACUUCUGCUAGGACACGAGGAGCUGGUUGUUACAAGGCAGAUAGAAAUGCUAAACAUCUUCAUGGGAUUUGAACAGACCAACCGUUAUGUCAUCACUAACACGAAGGACGAAGUUCUGGGUUACAUUGCUGAAGAACCGCGCGGACUCUUCGCAGCCUUUGGGCGUCAGAUAUUCCGCACGCAUCGGCCAUUCCGUGCAGUCGUCAUGGAUCCCUACGGGACACCCGUUCUCUGGGUCCGUCGUCCGUUUGCAUGGAUAAACUCGCGGAUGUUCGUUCAACGGCUCAAAGACUACAAUACGUACACACCCGAAGGUGAACCUGUGCUCGAUACCUUUGGCGAGGUGCAGCAAUCAUGGCAUCCGUGGCGUAGACGAUAUGACUUGUUCCUCAGGGAGAGCACCCAACGUAUUCUCUCGGUCGCGUCCGAAGCGCAGCCGGAACCAGAUAUCGAGGUCUUCACACAGCUCGCCAAAAUAGACGAAGGUUUCCUUGCGUGGGAUUUCUUCCUCCGAGAUGCGCGGGUACAAGAAAUUGCAAGCAUUCGUCGUGCCUUUAGAGGAUUCGGACGUGAGCUGUUCACUGAUACUGGCCAGUACUUCGUCCGCUUCAGUUCUCUCCCACCAGAUCCGGAGGACCCUACGCCGCAGGCGCCGUAUGUCGUUCGUGACCUCAAUCUCGAGGAAAGAGCUCUUGUAUUGGCGAUGUCCGUUAAUGUUGACUUUGACUAUUUCUCCCAUCAUUCUUCAGGAGGGGGACCCGGAGUUGGCCUCUGGUCCUUCUCCGGAGGCGGGGACUAGACCAUAGACUUCUGGGAGUCACGGGUGUACCGGACUGCAAGGAUUUGAGUAUUGCAGCGAGUCAAUGACAUUCUACCUUGCGAGGAGUUAUGGGAAGCCCUGGGGAGGGGAACCCUAACACGGCUGACCAACAUUUGAUAAUGUACCAAGUUCAGUAUGAAAUCGGUGGGCAAGGUUUUCUCUGUGUCUAUAGAACGAUAUGUACAUGUUCGGUCUGCUAUGUCACAAGAACCUUAGGCUCUGGGUACGCUGAAACAUGUAUCGAAGACGCGUACUUACAACUUGA